AUGGCGGUGGCGGCAGGCUUGUUGGGCCGGGCCGUGGGCCUGGGCUUGGUCACAGCCACGGCCACGGGCGGGCGGCGGCUCCUCCGGUGUGGGACCGGAGCGGGGCUGCGCGAGCGGGGGACGGGGGCCCUCCUCGGCGGUGCCGUUGUGUGCAAAGCCGGUGGCGCGGCGGAUCAGCGCCUUUCUCGGGGGAUCAGCUCGGAUCAGCGCCCAAAGCGGCCCCUCACCGCCUAUCUUCGUUUUGUGAUGGACAACCGUCCGGCUUUUAGGGAAAAAAACCCAGAAGCGAGCAACCUGGAACUGAUUAAAAAAAUAGCAGGUGCAUGGAAGGAGUUGCCAGCUUCACAGAAGCAGGUUUAUGAGGAAGCAAGAAAGACAGACUGGAAAAGAUACGGAGAGCAGAUGGCCGCUUAUAAAGCCCAACUGACUUCAGCCCAGGCUGCAGCUUUGAAAGAGGAAAGAAGAAAACAAUUGGAAAAGAGAAAAUCGAUGAGGGCAAAAAGAGAAUUGAAUCUGCUUGGGAAACCUAAGAGAGCUCGUAGUGGCUUUAACAUUUUCCUGUCAGAAAAUUUUCAAGAAAGUGAGGGAGCUUCACCUGUGGCAAAGCUGAAGAAACUAUUUGAUACAUGGCAGAAACUGUCUACUUCCCAAAAGCAGCCAUACUUGCAGCUUGCUGAAGAUGAUAAGGUUCGGUAUGAGAAUGAAAUGAAAUCAUGGGAAGCAAAAAUGAUUGAACUGGGACGUGAAGACCUGGUGCGUUCCAAAAAGCAAAGGCUAAAAAAGAAACCUGCUGAAACUGCAAAGCAAGCUGAAACAAAAAAAAAAUCUUCCUCAGGUGGAAACAAGGCAAAAUUAAAAAAAUCUGAAGAAUAAAAAAAUCCCCUUUAGUUGUCCUAUUUCUGUCCUGCUGUGUUAAUGCUGCAGUCAGCAUUAGCACUGAAAUCUGGAAAACCCAUGAACGGCCCUUUGGAAAGGUGAUCAGGUAAGAGAGGCGUUACUGUCUCUCAGAACUGACUGAAAUAAUCACUGUGGAUAUAGCCUGACCGGUAAAACAGCAAUCAAUCAAUAAAGCUGUGAAUACUGAUACCCACUGACAUCAGCAGAGCUCUCCAGUAAUGGUACAUAAUAUCCAGCUUUUAUAAGUUGUUUUUUUUAAAUGAAAAAAAUAAAAGAGAUUCUUUCCUUAUGAAAGAAUAUUCUGUACAGUUACCAUCUAAAUUCUGUAAAUGAGCUGAAAUCUGAGUUAACACUGCUGUGUUUUAUUCCCUCCUUGUUAUUGCUAGUGAGAUGUUCUACAUUUCAACCAUAGGCACAAGAAAUGUAAAAUGCUAGCUUUUAUUUUAUGCAUUUGUCGUUGUAUCUGUUAAUCUGUGUAUGCCAUUUAUAUUGCAUUUAAAAACCAUAUGAGUUUUGUAUGAACAUACCUUUAUUGGGCUUUUAUUUCCUGGUUUUGUUUGGAUCCAUACAAAUGUUUUUGUCUUGCUGUUGUCACAUUGGGAUGGCCUAGAAGAAAAAAUGAAAAUGUGAACCGUUUGGACUUUUGAGUUUUGGUGUAAUAAAUACACAUAUUUUAGA
This is a messenger RNA of Pseudopodoces humilis (Tibetan ground-tit), 1575 nucleotides long. It is a transcript of the gene TFAM, whose product is annotated as transcription factor A, mitochondrial. The record is from RefSeq and is a predicted model, not a curated record. Gene Ontology annotation, biological process: regulation of transcription by RNA polymerase II. NCBI's taxonomy places the organism in Eukaryota, Metazoa, Chordata, Aves, Passeriformes, Paridae.